UCUUACUUGAAACAUUUUUAAAAACCGAGCUAACUAUACAAGUCACUCAUCUAAUCCGAAAUAAAGAAUUUUCGUUUCUUCCAACAUGAAACAGUUAAGAAUUAUGGGCUGUUCCGCAAUUGUACUAUUACUAUUCUGUUUAACUUCAACUGAUGGCUUUCUCGAAACGCGAAACUCUCAAAAUUUUUUUGGAAGCAUUUGGCAACACUCGUUGGGAACUUCAGCCGGAAGAAGAGAAGUUGACACUUUGCGAUCACUACCUCACGAAAAAAAUCGAAUAACUUCAACUGACAGAAUCAGAACGGUUGAUAAUGCUCAACAACUUGAUAAACUAGACGAUACAAGACGAAAUAUUCGAGAAAUACAGACCACUGAUUUUUGGCGAGAUAUUCGAGCAACUUCAACUGACGACAGAAUUCGACAAUCUGACCGAGAAUCACGUCAAAUAAACAAUCAAGUAAGUCAAAAUAGACGAGAAAUUAACAAUUUGAACAGACGAAUUCGCGAAAAUCGAACAUCUGACACAAGACGAGAAACAACUGAACCAAAAUCUCGUCAACUAAACAUUCGAGAUAGUCGAGACAGACGACAAGUUAACAACUUAAAUGACAGACAACGAGUUGAUAAACAUCGAGAAUUUCGACAACUUAACAGUCGAAAGAGUCGAGAAGUGCAACCAACUGACAGUUCUCGUCGCCAACUAGAAAAAAGCAAGUUUGAUCAAAUCAACAACUUGAGUGACAGAAGACGUGAAAUUUCUUCUCUUCGAUCAACUGACAGUUUUCGUCGCCAACUAGAAAACCGUGAGUCUCAUCGAGUUGACAAUCUGAGUGACAGAAGACGAGAAAUUCGAUCUGUUUCACAUGACAGAAUUCGAACAACUGAACCAAAAUCUCGCCAACUGAACAUUCGAGAUACUCAAGACAGGCGAGAAGUUAACAACUUAAAUGACAGACAAGGAAAAAUUCGCUUAGUUGAUAGAGUUCGAGAAUUUCGACAUCUUGACAAUCGAGAAAUUCGGUCAACUGAUAGUUUUCGUCGCCAACUAGAAAACCGUAAAUCUCGUCAAUUUAACAACCUGAGUGACAGAAGACGAGAAUUUUUUUCUGUUUCAACUGACAGAAUUCGAACAACUGAACCAGGAUCUCGUCAACUAAGCAUUCGAAAAAGUCGAUCAACUGAAAGUCUCCAUCGCGAUUUGAGUGACCGAAUUCGGAAAAUUCGAUCUGUUUCUUCUGAUCGAAUUCGAGAAUUUCCACAACUUGACAAUCGAGAAGUACGGUCAACUGAUAAUUUUCGUCGCCAACUAGAAAACCGUGAAUAUCGUCGAGUUAUCAACUUGAGUGACAGAAGACGGGAAAUCCGUUCUGUUUCAUCUGACAGAAUUCGAACAACUGAACCAGAAACUCGUCAAAUGAAUAUUCGAGGAAGUCGACAAAUUCGAUCAACUGACAAUUUCCGCCGCCAACUAGAUAAUCGUGAGUCUCGACAAGUUGGCGACUUGAGUGACCGGGAAAUUCGAUUCGUUUCUUCUAAUCGAAUUCGAGAAUCUCAAUCAACUGAUAGUUUUCGUCGCCAAGGUGAAUCUCGUCAACUUAACAACCUGAAUGACAGAAGACGAGAAAUUUCUUCUGUUUCAACUGACAGAAUUCGAACAACUGAAACAGAAUCUCGUCAACUGAGCAUUCGAAAAAGUCGAUCAACUGAUAGCCUCCAUCGCCAACUGGAUAAUCGUGACUUGAGUGACCGAAUUCGGGAAAUUCGAUCUGUUUCUUCUGAUCGAAUUCGAGAAUUUCAAUUAACUGACAGUUCUCGUCGCCUACUAGAAAACCGUGAGUCUCGUCGGGUUGUCAACUUAAAUGACAGAAGACGAGAAAUUCGAACAACUGAACCAGGUUCUCGUCAACUGAGCAAUAGAAAAAUUCGAUCGAAUAAGAGUUUCCCACGCCAACUGGAUAAUCGUCGAGAAACACGAUCGGUUGAUCGAAUUCGAGAAUUUCAUCGUGAGUCCCGUCGAGUGAAACAAAUGAGUGACAGUCGCUCUGAUCGAAUUCGAGAAUCUCGCCAACUUAAUAUUCGAGGUAAUCGAGAAAUUGACAAUGAGAGGCGAGAAAUUCGCUCAGUUUUAGCGAGAAGUACUCAAAACAACCGAGAUCGUCGUCUCAGUGAUGCCACUCGCCACAUUUUGACUUUGUCAUCCAAAGACGAAAACAACAAUUUUGCAAGAACAGUCCAAUCAACACCAAAUGAAAGAAGAAUGGCCACUUCUUUCACACACGAUAUUGACUACAUUCCCGAAUUGACAUCAGGUGUGUUAAUAAAUACCGUCAAAGCAGUACUGCUGUCGUUUCUCCUUGUCCAGGUUGUUAGUAAUUCUUCCAAAAGCAAAAAGAAUUGGUUUUCUAACUUGAGUAACUUCGUGACCGUCACUAAGGAUAAGGUACUUUAAAUUAAAGGUUUUUUGACGAAAUCUGUUAAGAUUAUUUGUUACUAAAGAAAUUAUAUUUUGUUACAAAAGCCGCAAGAUUCUCAAACUUUGAACACAAAUAAUGACAACCGCUAUGCUCUUUGUACCUUCUUGUGAAUUCUAGCACUAGUAGUAGUAAUUAAAUCUUGUACUAGUCAACUAUAUCCAUGUAAAGUCUAUGUAACACAGCAAAUAAAAAACCC
This is a messenger RNA of Tribolium madens (black flour beetle), 2670 nucleotides long. Its product is annotated as zinc finger CCCH domain-containing protein 13-like. NCBI's taxonomy places the organism in Eukaryota, Metazoa, Arthropoda, Insecta, Coleoptera, Tenebrionidae. The coding region runs from base 86 to 2449 and encodes 787 amino acids. The transcript has 2 exons. The record is from RefSeq and is a predicted model, not a curated record.